AUGUCGCUUUUCCAAGCUCAGCUAUACCCGGGGCAAGCCCUCGGCUUUCUUGUGCUUGGCGCAUCCCUUCACGACAUUCUUACGCGCAUCAAAGCCGAACCCCAACGAUUCCCAAAGAUAGAUCUUGCCUUCUCCCAGACUGCGCCUAUAGAAGAGCCCGUGGUCGUCAAUCUGCCAUCAAAUGGUGUUCGUCUCCGCUUUGAUGGCCCCGAGCAGCGUCUGCGCCUCAUCGAGGUCAUAGACUUUACCAAGAUUCAUAUAACAUUCAAAGAGACAAAUAACGAACGAGACCUUAUGCGCCCGGCUGCUGAACCGACUGCGACCGGUCCAAGUUUUAAACAUAUCUACAACCGGUUCUUGGGGCCAACUUAUGACGGCGAGUUCGUGCCUGGGGGCGAAAGCGGCAAGGAUGUAGGCACCUACGUGUUGUCUUAUCCCGGGGUUGCGUUCACCUUCCCGAUGGCCCCAUCGGCAUACUCGCCAGACAAAGACGUAAUGUCACUGUUAUCGCACAACGGGACGCAGAUCGCCACUUCCAUGGCAGUCUUUAGUGGUGACACUUGGGCGCAGGCACGGGACACAUUAUGGAACGAAGCACUCCCGAGCUUAAAGACAUUUGCGCCCUUAUCGAAAGGUAGCAAAGACGCCAGUCCGGACGACGUGACACUGGUUCGUAUUCACGGAGGAGGAAAGCUCCAACUAGUUCGCAAAUGGGCUGGAGUUGGCGACGCGCCCUUACCCUCCACCUGGAUCAUUCUCGGGGAAACCACUCCACAAGAUCUCGUUGCCGAGCUCGGACCUCCCGAUGCAAUCUACCGCAGGAAUGAGCAGCGCAUGUACAUUCACCGUGUCCGUGGCGCCAGCAGCAGCCAUGGCCGUCGCCCAAACAGCGGCGAUGUCAAACCGGGCUCACAUGACAACCUAACCGACACAGAUAUGUCAUCUGCCAACGCACUAUCCACGGACGAUGGGGACUAUGACUCACGCGACGACGACGAUGAGGCUGUGGAGGAUGACGCUGCUGGAAAUGUCGCUGGGGAGUGCUUCUACAACUACUUCUACCUAGGAUUCGAUAUACUCAUAUCAACACCCAGGGUACCAUCACAGCCUCCACCAGAUGUCGAGGAGCCGCAGGUGCCCAGAGAUAGAACGCUUCCUUCCGAGUCCCAAGAUAGACUCGUAGCGACCAAGAUGAUCCUCCACGGCAAUGUUCCAGGGUCUUACCCCUUCAACCGCCACCGGCGCUGCCGGUGGGAGAUAGCCUAUCUGGACCAGCCCACCAACUCUGAGACACCCUUCCAUGAGACGGAGGAGCGUCUAGGCUCGGCGUGGAAAUCGACCUAUCUGUCCGAGGCCGAUGCCAAGCAGCGGCAGCGGGGCAUGGUGCUCAAUCGUGGUUGGGGCGACAGCCCGGGCAGCAGCAUAGAGUUCCUGGGAGGUUGGGAGGGGGAGGUUAAGAGUUCGGCCAGGAAGCCCGAUGCAAUCGGCGCUGAUAAUUCGACCACGACGCUCUAUGGUUAUCCUGGACUGGUAUUUGAAGUGCUAAGAAACGGGUUUGUUAGUGCACUAACUGUUUUCUGA
Molecule: messenger RNA, 1581 nt
Organism: Pyricularia pennisetigena
Lineage: Eukaryota; Fungi; Ascomycota; Sordariomycetes; Magnaporthales; Pyriculariaceae
Exons: 2
Coding region: 1-1581 (526 amino acids)
Biological process (GO): Golgi to plasma membrane protein transport
Cellular component (GO): trans-Golgi network
Source: RefSeq, a predicted model, not a curated record